Triticum aestivum (bread wheat) is the source of this 1059-nucleotide messenger RNA. RefSeq lists its product as uncharacterized. Gene Ontology annotation, cellular component: nucleus. NCBI's taxonomy places the organism in Eukaryota, Viridiplantae, Streptophyta, Magnoliopsida, Poales, Poaceae. The transcript has 6 exons. Gene Ontology annotation, biological process: proteolysis; protein desumoylation. The record is from RefSeq and is a predicted model, not a curated record. Bases 167 to 904 code for a protein of 245 amino acids. Gene Ontology annotation, molecular function: deSUMOylase activity.
AAGCAAUUUAAAAGAUACAGACACAAGUGCUUCGACGCUGGAGACCAACCUUGACAAGUUCCGACAGAGUUAUGUGGCCGAAAUUAUCAACACCUCAGAUCUUGAUAAACAAUUGGUGGUAAUUGAUGACAUUGUUCUGCAAUAGAAGCAUUUGCAAGGCCUCACCAUGACAGAUGUAGGCGAAGAUGACAAAUGGUUGGGUGACGAAUUGGUUGAUGCUGUGAUUCAGAUCAUGCGUCAUGAUCAUCCUAAUGACAUAAGGGAUGGGCAGCUGGUUUACAUUGAGAUGGUGGCCGGUGUCGCUAUGCUCGAAAGAGAUGGUAAGGUAGAGAACUGCCACGAGGCCGCGUUGGCGGGCAGUCAUGGAACAACAAAAGGAGACAACUACCUCAGACAUGAUCUGGUUUUACUGCCUACGAACAUGGCGAACACCCACUGGUUCCUUGUGGUCGUAAACCCCAGAAGGAGGGAGAUUCAGAUUCUUGAUUCACUUUUCGGCUACCUAGAACGCACACAAGUGGUUCGCGUGAUACGUGGGGUGGAAGCACAUCUGAGAGCAUCGCUGCGAAUCAAUGGACCACAAAGCCAUGCAUGGCAAGACAUUAACGUGACCCAAUGGACAGUAAAGCAUGUGCGUGUGCCAAGACAAGAUGACAAUUCUUCUUGUGCACUCUACAUGCUGAAGAACAUCGAAUUCUUUAUGGGAGAAGAUCUUAGACUGCAUUAUGACCAAGCAUACAUCGACAAUUAUAGAAGAGAGCUGCCUGUUGUCCUUCUUAAUUCGACCUACAACAAAUUGAAGUCCAUGAAAAGGCUGAAGAGUACAAUGCUAGCCUAUCGGAUGCAACUGCAAUUGAAGAUCAUGAAGAUGCAAGCAUUUAAUCCAGCAAUGGUCCAUUCUUAGAUAUGGAGUGUACAUUUGGUUAUGAAGCGAUAGAGUAGGGUGUGGUUUGGUUUUAGUCCCGAAGAAGGUUUCCUAGCCAUGUUCUUAGUCCAUUGCGGAUUAAUCAAGUUGUAAUACUUCACAGUACUGGUUCCAAAUACUAUUCUUCAAAUAAA